UUUGCCAGGCGCUCUGCAAGCGGCUAGCAGCAGUGAGCUGGACGAGACGCGAGGAACCUGGCUGGCAUUGCGCAGUGGCCGCCCAUUGGGCUCCUUGUCGGCAGCACAGACACGGUUCGCGCGCUGCAAGAGCCAGAGCCAGAGCCAGAGCCAGAGCCAGAGCCAUUGCGGCCGCCGCCCACCAGCAGCAGCAUUUUAUAUCUUCCACUCGACCCCUCGCUCGCUCGCCUCGGCCCAUUUGCUCCCCAAAGCCAAAAAAAUGAGUGGUCCUGGUGAGAAUCGCUGGCGACGGCAGGGUCAGGCCAACCGCAACUCGGGCGCAAGCACCCCCACCAAGGACGCUGGACGCCAGCAGCCCAUGGCACCGCCCACAGCCAAUGUCUGGGGAGCCAAGCAAGCAAAGGCAUCAGGGCCGCCGCAGACGACGGCGACGACGACGGCGACGCCAGCCCAGUCGCAGCCCGAGCACCAUGUGCCGGUAAAGGACUUCAACGCCAACGAGGUCAGGGACUUUUUGAAAAAGAAGUAUCUCGAGAGCACUGCGAAUCAGCCAGCCGUCUACCACAAGGUUCCGGGCGACUCGGUGUCGAACAGGAGCAGCGGCGCAUGGGGCAAAGGUGGCACCAUGCCGCACCUCAUGCCGACCGGGCAGGACUUUUUCACGCAGCUCAAGAAGCAGCUGGCGAGCCUCGACCAGACCAAGGCGGCGUAGUCGCUGCCUGCAUGCACAUGCACACGCACACGCAUACAGGCGAGGAGAUGAUUGUUUCAGCGGCAUGGGACGGGCAUAACCGGCGUUGUUUUGGGCUUUUCGUUUUCUCGAGGGGGGGGGGUGGAACAAGGCGUUUUGGGGCCUGGGAGCGUGCAUCGGGCCCGGCUUGUAGCAUCAUGAUAGGCGAUACCCAUGUGCUUGCGGCGAGCGGGUUGGGGCGGAAAAGCAGGACAGGACACGGGGGCUGUAUGUAGCGGAUGCAAUGCGAGGGUACAUGUACACGUAGAUGCAGG
Messenger RNA from Exserohilum turcica Et28A, 1005 nucleotides. RefSeq lists its product as uncharacterized. The transcript has 5 exons. The coding region runs from base 260 to 712 and encodes 150 amino acids. The record is from RefSeq and is a predicted model, not a curated record. Lineage: Eukaryota; Fungi; Ascomycota; Dothideomycetes; Pleosporales; Pleosporaceae.